CAACUAUUAAUAGAGUUGAAUGAGGUUGUCCCAUUAAUUCCACCUUAAAUUUUCCAAGGAAGAAAAAUUUGAUUAUUCUAGGAAUUAAUUAAUUAAUUAAUGUCUUCCGCAUGCAAGUCUCUUCGGCUUCCCUUCUUUAGCUACCUGUCUAUAAAUAUUCAUCAAAGCAUUCAUCCGAGGAGUCUCUUUCCAUACAUCUUCAGAAUCAGUUUCAAAUCAUACAUCUUGACAAGAUGCCUCCAAAUUCUGUUGCAAAGUAUGUAGUGCAGGUUGUGAAGUCCGAGACGGAGACGCCGAAACUAUUGCCUAAGAAAUCCUGUGUAGAGAAUUUGCAGAAAGUACUUGUGAAGUCGGAGACGGAGAUGCCGAAGUAGUUGAGAAGCCGGAGACGGAGAUGCCGAAAGUAGUGGCUAAUAAGUCUAAAAUAGAGUAUCCGACGAAAGAAUAUGCGAAGACAGAGACGGAGAUGCCGAAGUCAUCUGUAGAUUAUUUGGCGCCGGAGAUGAAGAAGUUAAAGACGGAGGUCACGAAAUGGGAGACGGAGACGGAGAAAUUAGUGGCUAAGCAUUUCGCAGAGAUAGCGGAGUGGGAAACGGAAAAGGAUAGAAUAGAGGCUAAGCAUAUGGCAGAGAUAGGGAAGCGGAAGGCGAAGAAAGCGAAAGUAGAGGCUAAGCAUUUGACAGAGGUAAGGCAAUGGAAGACGAAGAAGGCGAAAAUAGAGGCUCAGCUGUCCAAUAUAAAGUCGAAGAUUGCCAAUCAGGAUAAGAUUAUGGCUCAGCUAUCGAAGACAAAGUCGAAGAUUGCCAAAAAACAAGAGAUUAUGUGUCGGAGCUCGCAAAGUUACUGGAGCUGACCAUAAUAGUGGCUAAUAUAGUGAGGUAGCGGCAAAGUGGAAGGCGGAGACGACAUAACUAUUUGCUAAUAUGGAGAAGAUAGAGUGGUCUACAGAGUAUCAGCCGGGGUUCAUG
Molecule: messenger RNA, 968 nt
Organism: Macadamia integrifolia
Lineage: Eukaryota; Viridiplantae; Streptophyta; Magnoliopsida; Proteales; Proteaceae
Exons: 2
Coding region: 395-853 (152 amino acids)
Source: RefSeq, a predicted model, not a curated record